Molecule: messenger RNA, 1227 nt
Organism: Meyerozyma guilliermondii ATCC 6260
Lineage: Eukaryota; Fungi; Ascomycota; Pichiomycetes; Serinales; Debaryomycetaceae
Product: alkene reductase
Exons: 1
Coding region: 1-1227 (408 amino acids)
Molecular function (GO): NADPH dehydrogenase activity; FMN binding
Source: RefSeq, a predicted model, not a curated record
AUGUCCGAAAUAAACUUCACUCCACUUAAAAACACCAAGGUUUUCCAGCCGAUUCAAGUUGGAAAAAACCUCCUUUCCAACCGAAUUUUUUAUGCCCCCUCCACAAGAACCAGAGCAUUGGACGAUCGGACUCCUUCGAACUUGCAAUUGCGCAACUACGACGAAAGAACAAAGUAUGCUGGUUCGCUUGUGGUCACCGAAGCCACUUUUUCAUUUCCUCAGGCCGGAACCAUGGCAGGAGUUCCGGGAAUAUAUACCCCAGAACACACCAAAGGAUGGAAAAAAAUUGUGGAUAAGGUUCACGAGAACAAUUCGUUUAUUGCAAUUCAGCUUUGGAACUUGGGUCGACUUGAUAACCCCAAAGAUUUGAAGGCAGUAGGCUUACCCUACUUGGCACCUUCAGCCAUUUAUCCCGACAAAGAUGCUCGGGAAGAAGCCGAGGCUGCGAAUAAUCCUAUUAGAGCAUUGACCGAAGAGGAAAUCCACAACCAGAUUUAUGUGGAAUACACCACGGCUGCAAAAAAUGCCGUUGAGGCUGGGUUCGACUACUUGGAGUUACAUGAUGCUCACGGCUACUUGUUGCACCAAUUCUUGGAAGAUACCUCCAACCAAAGGACAGACAAGUAUGGUGGAUCGGUAGAGAACAGAGCCAGGUUUGUGUUGGAGCUCAUUGACCAUCUUAUUCCGAUAGUUGGUGCUGACAAACUUGCUAUUCGUCUUUCUCCAUGGGUGACUAUUAAAGGUAUGCCUGGUAUUCAUGGUGAUACCCAUCCAUUGACCACCUACAGCUACUUGCUACACGAGCUUGAAAAACGGGCUAAAGCCGGGAAUCGGUUAGCCUACAUUUCCAUUGUAGAGCCUAGAGUCAAUGGGUCUACUACUCUUGAAACCAAAGACCAAACUGGAGACAAUGGUUUUGUUGAAGAUAUUUGGAAGGGAACCAUUCUCAAGGCGGGAAACUACACAUAUGAUGCUCCAAAGUUCAAUCUGGUGAUUAAAGACGUUGAAAACGACCGUACGUUAGUCGGGUUCAGUCGCUAUUACGUCUCGAAUCCAGACUUGGUUCAGCGAUUGAAGGACGGGACUCCACUCAAGCCUUACGACCGUUCUCUCUUUUAUCGAAAGGACGACUGGGGAUACAAUACUUAUCCAUACGAGGGACAAACAGAAGAGGAAAUAGAGGCUGCAAAAAACAGAAAGCCAAAGCCUAUUGGGGCCAAGGCAUAA